Molecule: messenger RNA, 1937 nt
Organism: Aplysia californica (California sea hare)
Lineage: Eukaryota; Metazoa; Mollusca; Gastropoda; Aplysiida; Aplysiidae
Product: protein FAM92A-A
Exons: 11
Coding region: 82-966 (294 amino acids)
Biological process (GO): cilium assembly
Cellular component (GO): ciliary transition zone; ciliary basal body
Source: RefSeq, a predicted model, not a curated record
CCGCUGAAAGCGAAUUCUUCCAUCCAUACCCUGUUGAUGCAUGUCUGUGAACCAUAGUACAGAGGAAUUUCAAGCCUAAAAAUGAGCUCAGCCCAUAACUCUGUUGCAAACAGAGAUGGUCAAGUGAAGUUUGCGCAGUCCAGAGUGGCCACAGUGGAACGAUUCUAUGGGAUUUUUUGUGACACAUUAGGAUCAGUUAUUCGCAAAUCAGCGAGGCUGAGAGAUAAAGGAGACUUGUUUGCACAUCAUUUGAAAGAGUACACUGAGACUGAAAAGUUCAACAACUCCACCAAAAUUUGCUUACAGACUUUUGCGGAAAACUUUUCGACGAUACAAGACUACAGAGAUACAGAGGUGCAAAGGCUAGAAGCAAAAGUCCUCAAACCCUUGAUGAGAUAUGGGGAGUUGUGCAAAAAUAUGAAGUCAAGCGUGAAGGGAAAUACAACAGCUUGGGAGAGAGAGAAGAAACAAGUAACAAAACUCGAGAAGUUACAACAGAAGCUGCCAUCAUCUAGUCCUCAAGUUACAAAGGCACAAGCUGAUUUAAACCGACUACGACAAGAGACAGGGGUUUAUGGGGAACAGCUGAUCUCAGAGGUGGAUGUCUUUGAGAGGGGCAAACUUGCUGAUAUGAAGUCUGUGCUGACAGAAUUUGUACAGAUAGAGAUGAUGUUCCACGCCCGGGCUUUGAAAUACCUGUCCAAAUGUUUCGAGGCUGCCCAGCGCAUUGAUACGGAAGCUGAUAUGGAUCAAUUUCGAGGGGCACUGCUAGAAGCCUCAGGCCUGGCCCGUUCUUUCACUCAGACGGGGACGUCCUAUUCCUCCACAGGCUACUCUACGACACUCGGUGGUGGCACUCUGUCUUCAUCGCAUGGGUCAAACAUGGCUCCCGGUUAUCCUCAGCCGGUGCCAAGGGCACGCCCACGAGGGGACUCUGACACAUACAUUGAAGAUUUUGACUACUAGCACUUUGCUGUGUUUGAUAUCACUUUUCUAACCUUCUGUUUUCUGUCCCAUGUACGAUGAUGCUGAUGACGAGGACUCAGACUCAGAUGAGGACUAUGAGUCGUAGGAGUUACUUCCCCUGUGCCUUUGAAACAGAAAGUUUUAGUUCUUGGAUGUCUUCGGAUCUUCCAUUGACGCUGUACUAGAUGAUAUGUUUGUCAGAAUGCCGAAAGAAAACUUUCAAGUUUACCCUUGAAAGUGGUAAAAAGCUGGGUUUCAUAAGAAAAUGAUUAUUGUUUUUCAACUCAAAUGUUUGUGAUAAUUUUUAAAAUUCCACUUUUAUUGAUUAUUCUGUGGUAAUCUUGUCUGUGAUAUGAAGACGUCAGUUUUUUUACCUUCCCUGAAACUUUAAAAGCUUUAUUUCCACCUCUACCUGUGUGAUACUGUGUCAAAUUUGGUAUAAAAACGUAAAUUAUAGCCACCGAUUUUAAAUCUCUUAACCUGAUGCGCAGCAUUUGGGGACCACCAUUUGACUGCCGCUUGCAGGAACAUGAAACGUCAUGCUUUGAUCAUGGUGUGUUGUACCGGUACUUUACUUUUUUAAAGAAUUACCUUAAAAGCCUGUAUAUUUCUUGAAAAGUGUCUAUUUAAGUUGAUCGUUUGUCAAUGCACUGUUUUCUCUUUUUUUAUUUUUUCACUGUCUGUCAGUGUUGUUUGAUAAAUUAAAUAAUAUUCCUACAAGUACAAGUUAAUAUAUGAAAUGAAUUGACAAUUAACAUGUUUUCUUCGCUGAAGAGAUAUUGACAUUUUCUGAAGUUAGUCUUCUACACAUGUGAGCUUUGAUGCCUAUCCUAUUUUCUUCCGUGAGAUUUCUAUGAGAUUGGAAAGAUGACACUGAGGUGAGGAGAUAACAAAACAGUACCAAUAUGUGUCACGAUGUGGUCGAAUCAGGCGCUCGUCAAUUUUUGGGCAUGUGGAGUUAUUGGUAUCAU